AUGAAAGAAAGAGAUGCGUUUGAGCUGAUGAAGUCUGAAACCCAGGGUCAAUUGGUGGAAAUAGAACAAAGCAAACAAGACAUUCGUGUGGAGAAGGAAAAGCUGGAUCAGAUCAAAGCUGAGUUAGAAAGACGAUCUGAAAACAUAAAUCAGGUCAUGGAUGAGACAAGACGGGAGAGGGGGAAGGUUGAAGAACUGGCUAUCCAAACUCAAAAACAAAGAGAAGAAAUGGUGGGUUUCAUGGAAAAGAACAACCAAAAGCAGAACGAACUGGAACUCAUGAAUAACAAGAUUGAAAGAGAGAAACAAGACAUCGAAGAAAGUCGGGAUGUGCUAACAAAGGAGAGAGAGGAGCUGGAACAAAUGAGGAAUGAGACACAGCGACAGAGAGAGGAGACAGAAUCUCACAUGGAAGACCAAAGGAAAGAGAAAGAACAUCUGGAACAAAUGACGACGGACAUGAAAAAACAGUUGCUAGAGAUGGAUAAUGACAAGGAAAUGAUAGAAAGCUCAAUGGGUGAACUGAGAUUGAAAGAGGCAGAAAUGGUGAGAGAAAAGGAGAACAUGGAAAACAAGAUGGCUAGACUCAAAGACGAAGAGGAUAGAAUGCGGGAAGAAAUAGGAAGGAAGGUGGACAACUUGAAGCAGGAAAGUCAUGAAAUCAAAAGACUUAGAGAUGAAAUUGACAGUGAAAAGGACCAGCUGAAUGCAAAAUUGCUUGAGUUGGAAAAAAUGCGUGAAGAACUAGAUAGAGAGAAGAAGGAAGUGAAAGACAGGAAGGAUGAAGUACUGAAAGAGAAAGAUCAGUUGGAAGAGAGGCGAGAUAAGAUCAGUAAGGAGAAAGAGGAAUUGGAUAUCAGUCUUGAACUGAUGAAAAGACAAAGGGAAGACUUGACGAGCUUGAAGGCUGAAGCAGAAGCACAGACCGAGCCUAUGGAAAAAGACUGGAAGGAAAAGCUCACGAGGGAAAGACAACAACUUGAAGAUGUAAAGGAGGAGAUACAGAAGGAAAAAGAAGCCUUUGAGAGAAAGACGGGAUUGACUAUGAAAGAAAGAGAUGAGUUUGAGCUGAUGAAGUCUGAAACCCAGGGUCAAAUUGGUGGAAAUAGAACAAAACAAACAAGACAUUCGUGUGGAGAAGGAAAAGCUGGAUCAGAUCAAAGCUGAGUUAGAAAGGCGAUCUGAAAACAUAAAUCAGGUCAUGGAUGAGACAAGACGGGAGAGGGGGAAGGUUGAAGAACUGGCUAUCCAAACUCAAAAACAAAGAGAAGAAAUGGUGGGUUUCAUGGAAAAGAACAACCAAAAGCAGAACGAACUGGAACUCAUGAAUGUCAAGAUUGAAAGAGAGAAACAAGACCUCGAAGAAAGUCGGGAUGUGCUAACAAAGGAGAGAGAGGAGCUGGAACAAAUGAGGAAUGAGACACAGCGACAGAGAGAGGAGACAGAAUCUCACAUGGAAGACCAAAGGAAAGAGAAAGAACAUCUGGAACAAAUGACGACGGACAUGAAAAAACAGUUGCUAGAGAUGGAUAAUGACAAGGAAAUGAUA
Molecule: messenger RNA, 1549 nt
Organism: Salmo salar (Atlantic salmon)
Lineage: Eukaryota; Metazoa; Chordata; Actinopteri; Salmoniformes; Salmonidae
Source: RefSeq, a predicted model, not a curated record